AUGCCGUCGUCCAUCAUCGAGGCAGUGCCAACUAUGCCAUUAAAGGCACCGGCGAGGGCCAAGGUUAACUUAAUCGCUUGGGACCCUGAGUCUCCAGCGCAUGCCGAGCGAAUGGUUCAGCAGCGUGUUGCAUGCGGGUGGAAGCAGGAUUAUAUUGAACAAUGGAGGGUUUUGCAGCGAAAGGGCAAGAUGGCUCUUCAGUGGGUUGUUCUUUCAGAAGAGGAUCCAGAAAAAGAGUCCAAGCUAGCCCAGCACCUGCUAAAGUACCCCGGAGAGGCGGCGCCCAUUCUUGACUCAGCCACGGCCUUAGGUGGUAACCCACGGGUACCAUCCUCGCAAUCAUUUAUUCCUGUGGGCCACAUUUCCCUAAAUUCGGAGACUCCGUAUCCGGACCAAGCAGACGCUUCAAAAGGGAUCUACUGUAUAUCUACAUUCUAUAUCUCCCGCGCUAUCCAAGGUGGUGGACUUGGCCGUGCUACAAUGGAUACCCUCGAGAGCGAGGCCGUUAAGGAACCGUUGUGUGCGAAGGUAUUGUCUCUGGAUACCUUGGCCAAUAAUAGUGCGAAUAGGUCUCAGAUGUGGGUAGAAAUUGGGAUGAAGCCGCCUGCAUUGUCGAAUGAGGAUUGGUAUACACGACGUGGAUAUGAGGUCUACAGAUUCGAGGAAGGUCAUAUUAAACAUAUUGAUCCUAAUGGAAAAGUGUGGCCACUAGACAGCGUCUUUAUGAAGAAAACGGUCGCAUAA
Molecule: messenger RNA, 744 nt
Organism: Venustampulla echinocandica
Lineage: Eukaryota; Fungi; Ascomycota; Leotiomycetes; Helotiales; Pleuroascaceae
Exons: 3
Coding region: 1-744 (247 amino acids)
Molecular function (GO): acyltransferase activity, transferring groups other than amino-acyl groups
Source: RefSeq, a predicted model, not a curated record